This is a messenger RNA of Caenorhabditis remanei, 660 nucleotides long. RefSeq lists its product as uncharacterized. NCBI's taxonomy places the organism in Eukaryota, Metazoa, Nematoda, Chromadorea, Rhabditida, Rhabditidae. The transcript has 5 exons. The record is from RefSeq and is a predicted model, not a curated record. Bases 1 to 660 code for a protein of 219 amino acids.
AUGAGUGGUCGCCAACAACCAAGAACGAGAAUACCGUUUGAAGUGGAGGAAAGUCGAGCGCUUGUGAACUACGUGCUCAAUCGGGGAGGUCGUUAUAUAACUCGUCAUGUUCCUUUGUAUGUAUUCAAGGGUGCAAAGGAUGAACUCAAUUCUAACAGGACUCCAGCUGUUCUUUAUUCUAAAUACAACUUUGACUUGGCAGUUAAAAAGAAGACAAAAGAAGAGCUUCGAAUGGAAUUUGGAGAUGAUCCAGUAACUCCACCAGCUGACGUUUUCAAACCAAACGCCAAAACUGAAAAAAAGAAGAAGAAAAAACAUCAUCGUCAGUUGCAGCUCGAAUAUGAGGAUGAUCAAGUGACUCCAGCAGCCGGAGACGUCGUUGUACCAGCUGAUGCUGAAAACCAAGACAACGUGGAUCCAGGUGCAGAGGAGCUUCAAAAUGAUCAAAGUGACAGUGACGGAGAGGAAGAACCACUUGUUGAUUUUUUCGCUGAUUUAGAGGAAAUAACUCGUAAUCUUGGAGCCCGCGGUAUGAGAUAUAUCCAGCGUAUGGAAGAAGUCAAUCUCGAUAAUGAAAGUGCUGACGAAGAUACUGUGGAGGAAAAAAUCCGCGUUUUUCUCGAAGGUGGAUUAAGAGCGAUCGGGCACUGGAAUGUCUGA